Aspergillus terreus NIH2624 is the source of this 1728-nucleotide messenger RNA. Its product is annotated as CAIB/BAIF family enzyme. The coding region runs from base 1 to 1728 and encodes 575 amino acids. Lineage: Eukaryota; Fungi; Ascomycota; Eurotiomycetes; Eurotiales; Aspergillaceae. The transcript is spliced from 4 exons. Gene Ontology annotation, molecular function: catalytic activity. The record is from RefSeq and is a predicted model, not a curated record.
AUGUCAACAAAGUCUCCCGCCGACAGCGCGUACUCGCCUGUCCAGGAAGCGGGUCGCAUCUUCUCUCUCCUCUGUGACCAGGCGGAGCGUCUCUGUCUGCCCACCGAGGUAGUCGCCAACAAAGAUGCCGUCUCCUUCAACUCCGCCCACAACCAAAUCUACUAUCCUAUUCCCUUCAAAGAAACCGAGACUCUCGCGGCAUUGAAGGGUGUGGAGGGUGCCCUGGCUGCUGCCAUCGCUGACCUCCGUUAUGGCUCGUCGGAUCAGAAACGCUCCGUCAAGGUCAACCUGGAACGGGCGACAGCCUUCGGUUGUCAGGCAUACAUGGCCAAGGUGGCUGGAUUGUCGAAAUUGGACCCCGAGGUCAAGAAGAAGCUGAAAGAUACCGAUUUGCUUGCCGCACAAUCUAACAGCUAUCGUCGCAUGUCUGCCAACCUCUACAAGACCAAGAACCCCGACGAGUUCUUCCAUAUCCACGGUUCUCUUGAGGCGACCACCACGCUAAACAUGAUCGGCCUGGAGGGCCAACGUCCGGAUCUGACGGAUUACGAGGAGAUCAUCAAGGUGAUUGAGAGCCAUGUGCAGAAGUACAGUGCCGCAGAACUGGAAGAGAUGAACCAGGAGCGGAGACAAGCCGGUGUGACGGCUUUUAAGUACGAAGACUUCAUUCAGACGCCUCAUGGCAAACUCAACGUUCAAGAGCCCUGGUUCAAGGUGAAUCGUCUCGGUGGCGAGCUUCCCCCUACGCCUUUCCCCGCCAGCGCCAACGGAAGCAAGAAGAUCCUGCAAGGAGUCAAGGUGCUGGAACUGUGCCGUAUCAUUGCGGGUCCUACCGUUGCACGUAUCCUCACCGAGUACGGCGCCGAUGUUCUCAAGAUCACCAGUCCCAACCUCUCCGAUGUGCCGUUCUUCCAGGUGGAUGGUAACAUGGGCAAGCACGCUGCCGAUCUGGACCUGAAGACCGACGAGGGACGUCGUCAGUUUGAGGAGCUCCUGGCCGAUGCCGACGUUUUCGUCGACGGUUACCGGCCGGGCGCUCUGGAGAAGCUGGGUUACGGACCCAAGGCGCUUGCGGCCCUUGGCCAGAAACGUGGAAAGGGCUACGUCUACGUGAACGAGAACUGCUUCGGAUAUGAAGGCGAGUGGGCCGGCCGUCCUGGCUGGCAACAAAUUGCAGACUGCGUUACCGGUGUUGCCUGGGCGCAGGGAGAGUUCAUGGGUCUCUCGACCCCCGUUGUGCCUCCCUUCCCCAUCUCCGAUUACGGCACGGGCUGCAUGGGCGCCAUCACAGCGCUGACAGGUCUCUUCAACCGGGCCAAGUACGGUGGUUCCUACCACGGUAUGGCAUCUCUGAUGCACUACGACCUGCUUCUCUUUGCAGUGGGCAAGUACUCUGAGGCUGUGCAGCAGCAGAUGCGGUCCUCUCAGUCCCCUGAGUUCUUCAAGCUCCGCCACUGCGACAGCGUGGACCGCAUCUCCUCUACCGUCCUGAAGAUCAUGCAGGCCCGCUUUCCGCACCUCUACCUCCCUCCUACCCAGGCUGGAUCGGACGCCCUCACCGAGAUGUGGUUCUCGAAAGCGUACAAUGCCGACAUCGAGGUUGUGCGUCCGGUCUGCGAGAUUGACGGCGUGGAGAACAAGUUCUCGCGUGCCAGCCGGCCUAACGGCACUGACCCGGCGAGCUGGAAGGCGUUUGAGGAGAAGGAGGAGGACUACCAGAAGGCUUGA